UCCCACCCGAGAUGUGCGCUACUGGCUCAAACAGGAACUCCCGGCCUGGGGCCUGUUUUGGCACUAUCAACAUUCGCUCUCUGCUCUUUGUCUCUCGUGUGUUAGUGUGUCGGUCCGCGUGCUCGUGUCGGCGUACGAUCUCGAUCUUGCUCCGCUGUGUGCAAGCUCACCUCGGAAGCUGCAGAACGCGGACGGUUGUGCGACUUAGUUUUUUACGUGAAGCCGGCCAGGCAAGGAUUACUCGUUUUGACCUUAAGCGGAGUGUGGUAAAAACGAGCAGCGAUCUACAGUUUUCGUACCAGUUGUUGCCAGUAAGACCAAACAAUGACACGUUCGGAUCGAAUUUUCGACACCAUCACCACGGUGAUCUGCUUUGUGUUCCUUAUCGCAAAGGGCUACGCUCUGCCCGCUACUGAUACUGCACCGAAAGUGGAAAACAGCAACAAGACCGAACUGUUCGCAUACCCGGCCGAACAGUCAGCCAUAGAAUCGAAGCAAAACGCUCGGAAUCGUACACCCCUCUACAUUCCGAAACAGUGCGCCGAAAAUGAGAUCCUCUACCCGGGAGACCAUGAGAACGAUUGGGUCUGUGACUGUAAGCCAACUUACGUGUAUCAUCCGCAUCAGCAAAAAUGCUACCAGAUGUACACUAAAGGAUACUGUCCAUCCGGGCACAUAAUUUAUAUCGAACCGAAUGGUAAAACUCCGGUCUGCGUUCAGAACGAAUGUUCGGACGGUGAGGUGUUUUUCAUUGAUGUUUGUGCGAAACUCAACGAAGAGCACAAGCGAUGCGAACAUGCCAACAUUAGAAUGGUGGUGGGCAUUAACGAAACAACGCACAAGCUGGAGUGUGUGAACAUUUCCGAUGUAAAGUUUAAUCAAUCCUGGAUCAACGACUCACGGAACUAGGGGAUACUAAAGUAUGCACCUUUUCCAGUGAGGGUACGUAACGGAUAGGUACAUAUUGUGGCUUGACGUGCUGUAACGGUUUUUAGAAUUUGAUAAGCUCAUAAUUUUAAAUGUGUAGCCGAAAAAAAGUUGUCUGAAAAGGGUUCAGUGCAUUUUAAUUUAAUGUUAUGGCUUUAAAAGUGAAUGUUUCGGUCAAAGAAUAUAAUCAAAAUAUAUAAACAAAAAAAAAUAUCUACAAUAGAGUGUUCCCUUAAUACUAAUUGCCUUAAUAAGCAAAUAUAUAACCGUGGUAAACUAAGUAGAAUGAAUCAUGCGUUCAAAAACACCCUAUUAAACUGUUAUUUUUCGUAUUGGAUCGAAUAAAGUAAAUAACAAAAACAUGCCUCAACUUAUAGUACCUAGCAUCUCACUAUGUACAGUGAGAAAGGCACGAUGGGAUACUGUAUGGACCAUCGGUUUGACAGUUAGGGUGAAAUUUUCAAACAGACAAAUCAAUUUUUUUU
Messenger RNA from Anopheles funestus (African malaria mosquito), 1412 nucleotides. RefSeq lists its product as uncharacterized. Lineage: Eukaryota; Metazoa; Arthropoda; Insecta; Diptera; Culicidae. The coding region runs from base 325 to 909 and encodes 194 amino acids. The record is from RefSeq and is a predicted model, not a curated record. The transcript is spliced from 3 exons.